Messenger RNA from Protopolystoma xenopodis, 453 nucleotides. NCBI's taxonomy places the organism in Eukaryota, Metazoa, Platyhelminthes, Monogenea, Polystomatidea, Polystomatidae. The record is from the annotation of a GenBank genome assembly.
AUGCUGGACAUAGAACCCUGCACUCCGUGGUCAUACAGAAAAAUUGUGAGAAAUGAAAUUGGUUCUCUUUUUUGCUGCUCUCCUGCUUGUUGCUCUUCAUGUCAACCUCCAGGUCAUGUGCAUCUCAACGGCCGAGAGGGAGAAUCUAUUGAAGGCCCACGACGUGAAUCGGACCUCAGUUCGGAGCGGCUUGGUGGCCGGUCAACCGGCAGCCAAGACUUUGCAGAAUAUGGUAAGCAUCAUUUGUACUGGUCCCCAGCUGACGUGUCGUCCAAGUCAAUGGAGGAGCGUAUCGUGAAAGAGUUUCUUCAGCCAUGCUGGAUUGGUCCAGUUACUGCGGCUGCAAUCUUGACUUUUCUUCAUUCGAAAGGCUUUCGACGUUGCACAAGAUUGCCAAGAGACAUGCGACCAAAGCGAGAAUCAAGCGAAGUUGCUGCAUUCCGAGAGUUCUAA